Molecule: messenger RNA, 2756 nt
Organism: Chara braunii
Lineage: Eukaryota; Viridiplantae; Streptophyta; Charophyceae; Charales; Characeae
Source: the annotation of a GenBank genome assembly
GCGGAAGCUCCAUGUAUAUUCACGAAGAGGAUUUAAACCAACUCCUGAAUGACACGGCCGGGAGGGUCUCGCGCUGCCUUGUGCGGUGCCGGACCGAUGCGCUCGACAUCGAGUGGCAAACAGUUUCUCCCUCCCUUGCUUGUGCGGCCAUCUCCAUCAGCUUCACAUGGACAAAUGGACACUGUUGUCGCCAGCCCCCCUGGUCGACUCCUCGACGUCCUCCCUCAUGUGCAGUUUGGCGAAGGAGGGGUGAGCGCGAAACUGUCAUUCUCUUUCCACACGUGUGGUUUUGUUCAGUCCAACGGUGGUGCGGAGACGCAAGUGGGAUGGACGGCAGGCGGGUUGUUCGUCUUGUCGUUGCUUAUGUACACAGGCAUGCUUCGCACCAACCUCUUCUGUCCCCGCUUGCCGGACGUUGUGCGACUGGGGCACGAUCCAUCACCCACCGUGCCACGAGGGGAAGAAGAGUCACAUCCGGCAGUGGCAGAUGCACGUGGACGAGAGGGUUGCGGAAGAGGGAGGGGCAGUGUUGGGGGACGGGUGCUUGAAAGUGGCAGUGAAGUAGAUACAGGUGAUGACGACGCGCAACCCGAGGGAGGUGAUGUGCCGGGGAGGAGGAGAACCAGGUCAUGGCUGCUGGAGGAGCGCAUUGAUCUGGCGAGGUUCAUGAAGGAGGACGACGCCAUGAUGCAAAUGGCGUCAGGUCGGCUGAAGCACGCGAGAAGGUCAGUGAGGAACGAGUGGGUGUCAAAGAAGAUGAAGGCGGCAGGUUGGAGUAGGUUGGCGGAAGACUGCAUGAAGAAGUGGUGCGACCUCAUGAGCAAGAUGAAGGACAUCCUACACAAGUGUAACGCAUCGGGGAAACCCUCAUAUUGGGAGAUGAGCGUCGAAGACAGGAAACGGGAGGGAAUCCUGACGACGUUUGAGCAGCCGCUGUGGGAGGAGAUGGAGUGGGCACAACGAAAGUCGCCAGUCGCUUGCGACAAUACCAUGGCAUCAUCAAACUUGCAGGGUUUUGAAAGCAGGGUUUCCGAUAAGGAAACACCCGGUGGGCAUGGCUCAUCAGAAGGCGGGAGCCGUAGUGGUGCAAGUGUUGAAGAAUCGGAGGGCUUGCGGAAGAAACGGCGUAGGGCAACGGGCAAAGAUCGUGCUAGUGUUCACCUGCCAGUGUCGUCUAUGGAGAGAGUUGUGUUGGAUUCUAGUAUGGCGGUCCGAGAAGGGAUGGACAUGGCGGCAAGCACUCUUGCCCGGGCAAGCACAGAGGGUGCGAAGCUGGUUGCAACCCAAGUUGGCGCAUUGAAAUUGAAAAACAUUGAGUAUGUGAAAAGUAGUAUUAACACAGGGUUAUAUUUUGUAUUUAUAUGUUGUGCAGUACAACGUGAACAACAAACACGUGGCUUGAAGGCAACGAGUGAUGGUGAGAAGUUUGAAGGUGAAGAUGCGCAAGACAUUGAUUCCGAUAUGAAGAUGAUGAAACGAUUGCUUCGUUGUAUGGCGAAGACUUUUUAUUUCACACGUGCAGGAGACGUGGAAAUGUACCCGUCGCCAUCUGCUUUCGUUGAUGCAUUCUUAGAAUUCGUUGGGACGCUUCGUGAAGACGUAAGACGCGCAGUUGAUCGAGUGGUUAAAUCGAAAGGAAUAAUAGCAAUUACAAAAGACAGGAAGAUGGAAGCAAGAAGAAGGGAGGAGGAGGAUAAGGCGAAGAGAUUGAAAGAGGAAGAGGAUAGAAAGCAACAAUGGAAGAAGGAGCGUGAGGAGUUUGAGCAAGAGUUGGGGGUGAGAAUAGACAAGAGAUUGGAUCUUAUCUGUCAGACGAAGGGUAAACAGGUAGAUAUAGCUAGCAGCAGUGGGAAGGAUGAUGAACUAUCAUGCCUGCGAUUGGAAAACGAGGAGUUGAGAAAGAAGGUCAAUAUGGGCAAUCACCAGCAAGCAGAGGAUGCGAUUUCGCGUCUUCAGCAUGAACUUUCGAAGGUACGGAAGCGGCUCUCCGACAGAAGAAGUGAAGGCGAUGAAAUUUUCGCGCUAAAGAAGGAAAUUGAAGAACUGAGGGGGUCGGCCCUCGUUAAGUCUAACUUUGAGCAAGAGGUGGCUGGUUUGAGGAAGGAGAUUAACCUGUUGAGGGAGCAGAAUGUUGACUUCAUGGAUGAGGCUCGGCUUUGGAAGAAUGAGGCCCUCCGUCCAGGCAACAAGAGAGGGAGCAUUGUCGUCAAUACCCCGGACUGCUCGAACCGAGGUACGCCGAGACCGCGUUGGACUGAUAACAUUAGGGAAACAGAUAAGUGGAAGGAGGAAUAUCAAAAAUUGCAGGGCUUGCAUGAGGUGUCUAACGUGGAAGCAGAAGUGUUGAAGAAGAAGCGGGCCGAAGCGCUGACGCAAGCAGACAAUCUGAGGAGAAAGAAAGAGGAAGCUGAGAAAGAGGUCUUACGGCUACAAGAGCAACUGAGUAAACUGACUGCGGAUGUUGGAGAUAAGGAGAAGAUGGAUGGAGGUAUUAAGCUGGGAAGGAUGGAGCCAACUAUCCUUAAACUGGCCGAAUAUCGAGCGAAGUUGGCCUUCCCGGAAGAUAGGGGAAAGGAGAAGCAGAAGGAGUCGACGAGCUGCUCGGUUCAUAUUAUCAAGGAUGACGAAGCACAGAAGGAUGUUGGGACAUCAGAGGAAGGGGAUGAGCAGAGUGUUGAGCUUUGAGGGUGUUCCCCGGACAUGGCACGAUUGUGGUCGCUGGCUAAUGACUGCCGUGAUAAACGACGUCGGAAAGA